AUGGCUGCUGCAAUGGCCCCUCUUUUUUUUGGGUCACCGGAGUUGUGUAAAAUGUCGCUUAAUCCAUUAUCAGUAAUACUUAACAAAAAUCAACUUGUGGGAGAAAACUAUGUUAACUGGAAAAAGAAUCUUAAUAUUGUUCUUACCGCUGAAAAACACAAAAUUGUGCUGGAUGAAGUUUGUCCCGAAACCCCUAAAGAUGACUCCAAGGAAUUUCAAAAGGCUGCAUAUGAAAAGUGGCAUCAUUCUGAUGAGAUGGCCCAUUGUUACAUUUUGACAUCCAUGUCAAAUGUAUUACAAUGGAAACAUCAAAAUAUGCAAAUUGCUUUUAACAUAAUGAAAAGCCUUCAAGAAAUGUUUGGACAUCAAAGCCAACAAGUUAGGUAA
This is a messenger RNA of Olea europaea var. sylvestris, 387 nucleotides long. RefSeq lists its product as uncharacterized. The transcript has 2 exons. The coding region runs from base 1 to 387 and encodes 128 amino acids. Lineage: Eukaryota; Viridiplantae; Streptophyta; Magnoliopsida; Lamiales; Oleaceae. The record is from RefSeq and is a predicted model, not a curated record.